GCGAUUGAAUUUUAACGAUAAAUUAACACAAUUACAAUAUCGAGUAGGCAUUUCACUACACUUUCCUCAGUGGACAUCCAUCAAGCUUGACUGGGCGGUUACAUUUAUAAUUCAUAAUCUCUCAGUGUAGGCGAUUGCUGCUGUACGUAUAUGGAGUUGUCUUUCAUAAAUUACUCUGUGAGAACCAAAUAAGCGACGAAGAAAAAGAAAGACGGGGAAAAUACAGAACUUCUUCUUUUCCGGAGAAAAUAAUACUAAUUCUAAAAAAGGAUAAAAAAAAAAUAUUUAGAAGAAAAUUUCUGUUUUGGAUACACUGUUAAAACAAGCUUUUAAGUUUCCGAGGAUAAACAUUUCUAUAUAUUUUACAGACUUUGUAUCAAAAGAUGCGAUUGUUAGGGCGGCAGGAAAUAAUAGUGUAUUUAUUGGGACUUUUGUGUGCAUGUGUAUAUGGAAUGAAAAUAGACUUUUCCAGAUUAAGACAAAUUCGACGUCCAUACAUAGAAAAGCGAAAUAAUCAAUGUUCAGGUAACCCUUGCGAAGAAGAUAAACCAUUUCUUUGUCGAUCGUCACCAACAUGUAUAGCUUUAGAACAAGUGUGUGAUUCUAUUCCGCAAUGUCCUGAUGGCUUCGAUGAAAGUCCAGCUUUAUGUAAUGCUAAAAAAAGACCUUCAAUAGGAGAUCUGGAGGAUUUUCUAAUCAAAAAUGAACAUUGGAUAAUCCCUGCAUUAUUUAAUGGAGCAUCACCAGAGUUAGUAGCUCAUAGUCUGGUUGUGUCGUCAGAUUUGGAAGAGGUAAAACUUAUGGUUGGAAUGGACCCACAAACAGAAGAAAAUCUUCAUCAAGCUUUUAUGGCAGUACUGACUGGUGACGAGAGACCAUUGUUGAAAAUGGGAAUGCCUCAGGAAGAGUGGUUCGAUGUACAAUUCAUGCUGAAUAGGCUGAUUGAAGGUGGUCUUCAAGUGUGACGUAAUGUUGACGUCACAAUAUAUGCCAUAUAUUAUUCAAAAUGAUCUUCAGAAAAACAUAUUUUGUAACAAUAAAGUUUAAAAUGCAUCAAAAAUAUAUUUAUUUUGUUAAAAACAAAAUAGUGUGAUAUAGGAAUAGAAAAAAAGGAUAAAUGGUCAAGGGAAUAAUUGUCGCAUUCCAAGUGAAUUUAAAGAUUUAUUAUAAACUGAAUUUAUUGAAAAGUAAAAGUAUUAAGGGAUCUAAACCAAAAAAAGGUCGCUAACACUCAAGUAUAUAAAAGUAUUUUUUUUCUGAAAAGUUGUUUUAAGACUUAUUCUGUUGGAGUUCCGUUUGUUCAUUAACCUGACUAAAAUGAACUGAUUCUGUUAGUAAUUUUGAAACAAAACAAGACAUUGAAAUUUUUAAGAUUUUUUAUUUUUUCAAGAGCAAAACCAAAAAAUUUAAGUGUGAACUUUUUCAUUGGAAGCGAUAAUCAGUCUUGCUUUGACAGGCUAAUAUUUGGCACAUCAUUGUUAAAACAUUAUUAAUUAUGCUUUGACAAUCUCAAAUAGGAUAAGUAAUAAAAUUUAAAACAUUUUUUUAGAUGUGGUCAUUUUUGCGGUUUUUAUAUUCUCGAGAGUAACUGCCUUUGAAAUGAACUGGAUAAGAACAUACAUAGGUAUAAAAAAAAGUAUCUAAAUAGUAGGAAAACAGAGUAGAUGAUUAAUGAAGUUCGUAAUUCAUUACGUAAAGUGUCGUUUUCUUCCACAAUUUGUUUGUGCUGUUUACAGAUAACUUUUAUUAUUGGUGACGUUUACACGAGUGCUAUGGACAGAUUGCCGUCAAAUAUCAAUUUGGACAUCCUCUAGAGUUUUCAACAAGAAAUGGAAUUGAAUAAGUGUAUCGAAUUCCAGUUGAAAUAUUCCAGGGGGACAUAAUUCUAAGCUGUUAAGAAUGCAAAUCAAGAUUAUUAUUUAAACGCGUAGGUUCGUAAUUAAUUUAUGGCAACGAAAAUGUUACGUUUGCCAACCAAUAAAAUUUGCUAUCAUACAUAAACGUUUAGGAAAAUAUUUCAAAAAGUUUUCUUCUCGAUAGUUUUUAUUGAUGAUUUAUCUAAUAUUUUAGAAGUUUUGCGGAUUUUUCGCCCUUAUUGUUUUAGAUUUGUUCACAAUCACAUGUUAAUUUAUCGUAAAUAGUACUUGCUCAUUCGUAUAAUAUCAACAUCAUUAGAAAAACUUUUGCAGAUAGAUGUCAUUAUCAUUAAACUAAAAUAAACAUGUGACUACCUACAACACCGAGUGAAAACUUGUCUGCUUACGAUAUAUGGACUUUUUUAAUUUCUGAUGUCAACAUCAAAAUUGGAAAUUGAUCAACGAUGCCAUUUUUAGUCACUUCAAAUCGAAUACUGAUAGUUCAACGGAAUAUUCAGGUCGGAGUGAUUAUCACAAAUACAAUGUAAUUACUUGAUGCGUUCGAACGAAUUUCAAAGACUAUAUGCAUAUGCUGUUAAAAUCAAGCGCAGUGACGAAGGUUAAUAGUAAAAAUGGAUGUGUAUCAUCGCUAUCAAUAUCAGUUCUUCUCUUUCAUAACCAUGACUACAGUUUUGCUAUAUUUUCAAUAUAUCACAAAGUGAUCUUUGUCUUUCUUUUUUUAUUCCUUCUUCUUUAUAGAACCAAUUUGGCAUCAGAACAAUAAUUGUAAAGAAACAGUUAUGUAACUUUAAUUGAUUUAAAUAAUUUGCAGAAAAUUAUGACAUAAAACACAUUCUUCAUAUAUGGAAUUGACUUGUGUUACCUUAAUUGAAAUUUUAUCUCUGUGACUCAAUAUAUAACUGAAAAGAUUUUUUAUCAAUUUCGGAAUGAAAAUUAUAUUAUAUACUGAAAAGGAAAUAUGAGCUAUUCCGCUUCUGUCGAUCAUCCACAUCAUGCAUUAGCAAUUAAAUGUUACUGAAAUACUAUGUCUUAGUUACUGGUUAUAUUAUUUAUAUAAGUGACAAAGUGAAGGUUAUAUAAAAAUUAUUAUUUACCAAUAUUGGAUAAAAUAAGAAAUGAAGCUUGUACUUGCUGUUUGCUAGAUAACUCUGUAUCUUUUGUUCGAAUACUAAUAAAGUUUAUUUUGUUUUCA
Mytilus trossulus (common blue mussel) is the source of this 3069-nucleotide messenger RNA. RefSeq names its product neuropeptide prohormone-4-like. The record is from RefSeq and is a predicted model, not a curated record. Gene Ontology annotation, molecular function: protein binding. The coding region runs from base 384 to 965 and encodes 193 amino acids. NCBI's taxonomy places the organism in Eukaryota, Metazoa, Mollusca, Bivalvia, Mytilida, Mytilidae. The transcript is spliced from 5 exons.